GGAUUAUUAGACUCGGUUUAUUAGACUUUAUAACAGAUUCCUUACAGACUUACUUCUGAUUGAAGUCCCUGAGUGUCUCUGCUGUCCUCGUGUCCUCUGAGUCUCUAAAGAUGGACUCUCAGCUCUCAGCUGACCCCCCCUUGGAGCCCCGCCCCCCCCGGAUGACGAGGCAGCAGAUCCUCACUUUGAUCUCCGUCGCCUCGGUCAACUUCUCCUCCAUGAUCUGCUACUCCAUCCUGGGGCCCUUCUUCCCCACUGAGAGUUUCUGCAUCUCUCAGAGUUUCUGCAUCUCUCUGUCUGAGAGAGGGGAGAGAGACUCCCUAAAGACACGGACACACCAAUCUGACACCAAAGAACGGACCCCGACUGUUGCAUCGCCUCGCGUCUCUGCGUCUUGGCCAUGUGUCGCAAUGGAACACACCGCAAAGACUUCAGCCGACAGCCAAGCGGUGAAGAAGGGAGCGAGUCAGACGGUGAUCGGUUUAAUCUUCGGCUGCUACGCCGUCUUCAACCUCAUCGCCUCGCUCAUCAUGGGCAAAUAUAUUGUUCAGAUUGGAGCGAAGUUCAUGCUGGUGGCGGGACUGUUUGUUUCGGCGGGAUCCACCAUCAUGUUCGGGCUGCUGACCCGCGUCCCCCCCGGCGCCCCCUUCAUCGCGCUCUGCUUCGUGGUGCGUUCAGUGGACGCAGUCGGUCUCGGCGCCGCCUGCACCUCCUCCUUCGCUAUCACCGCUCAAAUCUUCCCCAACAACGUGGCCACUGUGCUGGGCAGUCUGGAGAUGUUCGCGGGUCUGGGUCUGAUCCUCGGCCCCCCGGUGGGGGGGUGGUUCUACGAGUCCUUUGGGUAUGAGGUUCCCUUCAUGCUGCUGGGGGGGCUGCUGUUCCUCAUGGUGCCCUUCAACAUCCUGGUGCUGCCCAACAUCCAGUCUGAGCCGUCGAAGGACUCGCUCUUCGGCCUGCUGAGGAAGACGAAGAUCUCUCUGAUCUGCUUCGUCAUCUUCACGCUCAGCUCCGGAUUCGGGUUCCUCGACGCGGCACUCUCUCUGUUCGCCAUCCAGACGUUCGGCCUCUCCUUGGGCUACGUGGGCCUCAUCAUGCUGGGGCUCUCCCUCCCGUACUGCCUCGCCUCCCCCCUGCUGGGACUCUUCACCGAUAAAUACCCUAGCAGCAGGCCGUGGCUCAUGGUGAUUGGUUGCGGUGCCACAGCACUCAGUUUCUUCCUGCUAGGCCCCGCCCCCAUCCUCCACAUCCCCAGUCAGCUGUGGCUCCUGGUCCUCAUGCUCUCUGUGAUUGGUUUCUCUCUGGGGAUGACGGCGAUCCCGACCUUCCCUGAGAUCAUCUCCAGUGCGUAUGAGCAGGGCUACGAGGAGGGGCUCAGCACGCUGGGGAUGGUCUCCGGACUCUUCGGGGCCUUCUGGUCUCUGGGGAUGUUCUCCGGCCCCAUCGUGGGGGGGCUGGUGACGCAGCACCUGAGCUUUGAAUGGGCGUCUGUCCUCCAGGGGGGGUCCGCCCUGCUGGCUGCUCUGCUGCUGGCUGUUUAUUACCUGAGACACCCCCCCUCCCAGAGAAUGGUUUCAGAAAGUCCAACGACCAGCGAGCACUCCCCUCUGCUCUCUGACUGAACAACAACAACAAACAACAUGUGUUUACUUUAUUUUUAAAUGCCUUUAAAUUAUAUAUUGUUGUUGCAGGGAUUUAAAUAAUUUCUAUAACACUAAGGU
Trematomus bernacchii (emerald rockcod) is the source of this 1718-nucleotide messenger RNA. RefSeq names its product MFS-type transporter SLC18B1-like. The record is from RefSeq and is a predicted model, not a curated record. NCBI's taxonomy places the organism in Eukaryota, Metazoa, Chordata, Actinopteri, Perciformes, Nototheniidae. The coding region runs from base 111 to 1619 and encodes 502 amino acids. Gene Ontology annotation, biological process: transmembrane transport. The transcript is spliced from 15 exons. Gene Ontology annotation, molecular function: transmembrane transporter activity.